Messenger RNA from Penicillium cosmopolitanum, 849 nucleotides. RefSeq names its product DUF1115 domain protein. The record is from RefSeq and is a predicted model, not a curated record. NCBI's taxonomy places the organism in Eukaryota, Fungi, Ascomycota, Eurotiomycetes, Eurotiales, Aspergillaceae. The transcript has a single exon. The coding region runs from base 1 to 849 and encodes 282 amino acids.
AUGGAGUCACAACUAUCAACGAUUGAUCUCCUGGCCGCGAUGUUCCCCUCGCCGGGAGAGAUGGAUAUCCCUGAAUCCACAACCGAAUGCAUUGAGAAACUUCGUGACUGGUGCCAGAACCCAACAAAUACACCAAAGAUUCCUGCCAGUCUGUUUCUCACGGUCUGCCUACCAAUUUUGGAUGGGGACAAAACCAUCCAGGUCAACAUGUCUGUCCCUCUACACUGCGAAAAUCCGGAUACCAUUGAUCAACCACCACCAGCCAGCUUUUCACUUCGACAACCGGACUGGAUGUCCAAAGCAGAAGUCUCUGGUGUUGCGGCCACCAUUCCACAAGGGGAUGCGCUAGAGGCGUUCGACUAUAUUCAAGCACAAAUCCACGACUUUCUUGUAAAUAAGCAAAACCAAGCAACUGCUUUGGAAAAUGCAAGUUCCAAUACGGAAUCUGGUGGCCCGAUCGUCAGAGUCUGGUUUUAUUUUCCGUCUCUAUCAACGCGGAAGAAGAGAGAUGACAUGGUCAAUCUUGCACCGGGGUAUUCCUUGACAGGGUUUGUGCUAGCAGGAAAGCCAGGCGUACUAUGCCUUGAGGGUUCGUCGGCACAUAUCGAUUCAUAUAUGAGCUUUAUCAAGACUCAUUCCUGGGGAGAUAUCCCUAGUCACCAAAAGAAGGUCAGUGAGAGAUUUCGUGAGACAGAGGCUGUUCAAAGAGUAUUUUCUGGAAUGGAGGAGAUUACAGACUCGCUUGGUGAGCGGGGUGGUCAGCGAGCGAAUCGAGGUGAUAUGCAAGCCCUGGAGGCAUGGCUAGGGUCAAAAGGAUUACAAGAGGCCUUCGAAAAAGUGAUAUUUUAG